Molecule: messenger RNA, 978 nt
Organism: Cokeromyces recurvatus
Lineage: Eukaryota; Fungi; Mucoromycota; Mucoromycetes; Mucorales; Mucoraceae
Product: Alpha/Beta hydrolase protein
Exons: 4
Molecular function (GO): hydrolase activity
Source: RefSeq, a predicted model, not a curated record
AUGGAAAGUAUUCGUAAAUUAAUUAAAGAAAAAAUACCACACUCAAUUAUGAUGCGUAUCGUUCAAUCAUCUUUGUCUCUUCCUCCAACCAUUUCUCGUUUUCUUAUCGCUGACUUUACUGCGCCUACUCGGUCUCAAAGACAAUGGAUCAAAAUGAUUCAGCAACCUCAUUGGAAGGGUGCUUGGAUAGGUCCAGCCCUUAGUCUUUGUGAAAAUGAUAAUCAACUAUCAAAGAGAAUUCACGAUGCCGACCUGAUUAUUUUCAAUGUACACGGAGGUGCAUUCAGAAUAGGUCAUUGUACAAUGUAUAUGGAUGUCUUUACAAAUUGGAUACAUCUUUUAAAGGAAAUACACGACAUUGAUGCAUUGAUUUUAUCUAUUGAAUACAGUUUGGCACCUGAACACAUGUAUCCAACCCCAGUCCUUGAAUGUGUUGCAGCAUAUGAAUAUUUAACAUAUACUCUAAAGGUCCCAGGAUCAAAGAUAAUACUUUCAGGUGAUUCUGCGGGCGGAGCACUUUGUUUAGAGACAUUGAUUCGGGUGUAUGCACCCGAGAUAUUAAGAGACUUGAGUAGUCCUCGUACAAAUCAUGCUAUCCAACUCCCAGCUGGUCUCUUUCUCGUAUCACCGUUAGUGUCCGCUAAUAUAUCCACAUGGUUAUGGCAAUACAAGGAAGACCUCGUGACGCCUCUCUUAGCGACCCGUGUCCUAAAGGAAUACCUGAAUUUACCGGAUGCUCAAGAUAAAGAAGAUGAAUUACAUCUCCUAAAGUUAUCACAGAUUGAUUCUGACUUUCAUCGAUUUCUGCCGUCUCAUGUAUUAGUCUAUGUCGGUCAACGAGAGGUCAUGCGUGAUGACAUCUUAAAGAUGGUGAAUGCCAUCCAACAAGACCAUGGUCAUCCAAAGGAUCGUAUCAAAGUUCAAGUGCGACAAGAGAAUUACGAACAUGAUUGGUAUUUUAUUCGUGAAGUCGUCAGA